Messenger RNA from Rhodotorula graminis WP1, 1784 nucleotides. RefSeq lists its product as uncharacterized. The record is from RefSeq and is a predicted model, not a curated record. The transcript has 11 exons. Gene Ontology annotation, biological process: regulation of DNA damage checkpoint. Bases 22 to 1701 code for a protein of 559 amino acids. Lineage: Eukaryota; Fungi; Basidiomycota; Microbotryomycetes; Sporidiobolales; Sporidiobolaceae. Gene Ontology annotation, molecular function: DNA binding; protein binding. Gene Ontology annotation, cellular component: nucleus.
ACUCGAGACCACCGCCUCACCAUGGACUUCGCCAAGUUCCGCGCAGGCCAGGCCCAGCAGAUCGCCACCCUCGUCGGCGACGCCGCCGAAACCGCCGCCGCCGUCGUUCCCGUCGCCCCAAAGCCAAAAGCCCCGCCCAAGGCCGCCUCGCACAAGAAGAAGGCCACCCCGGUCAAGCGCACCGCCGCAGUCGCCGACCUCGACGACGCCCAACCGCGCAGGAGCUCGCGCCGCAACCCGGGCAGGGCCGCCAAACUCCAAGAGGACGACGAGGCCCUCAAGAAGCACCAGGAGGAGCAAGAACGGCUCGACGCCGCCGAGGCCGAGGAGCGCAACCGGCUCAAGCACGGCGACCGCCCGAUCGAGGCGCGCGAGGGCGGCGUCAACGACGCCCUCGGCCAGGACUCGCUCGACGAGCUCCUCGACCGCCUCGCCGCUUACGACGUCAAGGACGAGGACGCCGAGCUCAAGUGGAACGUCGGCGAGCGGCCAAAGGCCGAGCCGGACAAGAUGCGCAAGGCGGCCGCCGGGUGGGACCUGCGCGCCAUCGUCAAGAUCAUCCCUGACCGCAUCUACUCGAUGACGGUGCACCCGGACCCGUCGCGCGACCUCGUCUUUGCCGGCGACAAGACGGGCAACAUUGCGUGCUGGGACGCGACCGACGCCGGCACGCUCCGGCCCGACCUCGACGCCGAGACCAAGACCAAGAUCCGCGACGGCCUCAAGAAGGAGGACGGCGACGACGACGAUGACGAGGUCGACGAGGACGAGGCCGAGGAGGACGAGCGGCAGUGGGGCAAGUGGUGGCACUGGAGGGCCCACGCCGACCAGAGCGUCUCGUUCCUCAAGUUCCGCCCGGGCGAGCGCAAGUCGAUCUACUCGUCGAGCUACGACGGCACGAUCCGCGCGACCAACUUUGAGACGAAGCAGAGCGAGGAGGCGAUCGACGCGAGCGAGUGGAACGGCGACACGCUCGUGCACUCGUUCGACUUUGACGCUGCGACCGGCAACGAGCUGUGGGCUUCGGACGACGACGGCGGGCUCCUGUUCCGCGACUUGCGUGCGCCAAAGUCGACGACCAAGCGGUGGGAGAUCGACGGGUACAAGGUCGGCUGCGUGUCCAUCAACCCGGCCAACUCGGGCCUCGCAGCUACGGCGCACCUCAAGCGCUACAUGGCCCUGUGGGACCUGACGACGCUGCGCGGCCUGCCCGAGGACACGGACUGGCGCGACGUGCGCGAAAAGGCGCUCGUGACCGGGUUCGAGUCCAAGUACGCGUGCUCAAGCGCCUACUUUGACCCGACCGGCACGAGGCUCGCGACGACGAGCUACGACGACAAGAUCCGCUUGUGGGAGGUCGAGCCCAAGACGGCGAUCCAGGACCUCGCCAACGUCGAGACGUUCAAACCCAAGCAGGAGAUCCUCCACAACACGCAGGUCGGCCGCUACGUCACCGUCUUGCGCGCACACUGGUCCCAGGUCCCGACCCUCCCGCCGCACCUCUUUGUCGGCAACAUGCACCGCACCGUCGACCUGUACUCGCCCGCCGCGUCGAAGGCCGUGCGCCGGUUCGACAGCGAAUCGCUCACGGCCGUGCCGGCCGUCACGGCGGCGCACCCGACGAGGGAGGGGCGGUACUUUGGCGGUGCGGCGAGCGGCAAGGUGAGCUUUUGGACCGAGGACCUGCCCGAGGACGCGUAGAGCGGCGGGCGGCCGGGGCGAGGAGGGGAGGGGCUCGAGCGUCGUCGGGGCUCGAGCGACAUUCUGCAUCUCUAGCUUAUUCU